AUGGCCGGGGAUCCUCUCAGCAAGAUCGAGCAGCUGUGCACGUCGACCGAGACGAUAAGUUCGGUGUAUGCGAAGCUGCCGAAUAAAGCCCCCGGGGAUAUCGCGCAGGAUUUGUAUGGGUCGCAUCACCUCGCAACAAUAACAACCCACGCCCCCUCCUCGCGCGGCACAACCAAACCCUCCGCGCUCGACUGGGCGCAGCAAUGCGGGCAAUUCGGCACCACGAACCCCUCCCCGCUCUUCCUCCACGCCUUCCACGACCUCCUGCAAUGCCUCGACCGCGACGCCCUGGCCAACUGCGUCUCGCCGCUGCUCUGCGGCACCACGGGGUACGUGCCGCUCACGAUCAUCGGGCCUCUGAAUGACCAGCUCCGGCACAUGUCGAAUUUGAUUGUGCGGGCGAAGAGGGAGGUUUGUCUUGCGACGAAUUUUUGGAAGAAGAGUGGGGCCAGUACGUUUGUUAAUGAUGCGUUGGUGGAGUUGUCGAGACGGGCGGGGGAGAGGGGGACGCGGGUGGUGGUUAAGUUGAUGUAUGAUCGGGGGGCGUUGAAGCAGUUCCUGAACAACCACCAGAACGUCUCCUCGAAAGACUGGCAGACCGCUGGGGUUGGUCUGCCUCCUCCUGAGGAGAUGCCGAACAUCGACCUGUCGAUUGUCAAUUUCCAUCGUCCGCCGCUGGGGACGUUCCAUAGCAAGUUCAUGAUCGUCGAUCGCCAAAUCGCCACGGUGUCCAGCAACAAUAUCCAGGAUAACGAUAAUCUCGAGAUGAUGACCCAUCUCGAGGGCCCCAUCGUCGACAGUCUCUGGGAGACCUUCAUCGUCUCCUGGCACAACGAACUCAAACCCGCCCUCCCCACUCGUACAACCCCCGCCGCCACAACUUCACCACCAACCUACGCCGAACCCUCCUUCUCCACCCUCUUCGAACCCAAUGGGACAUUCCGCCUCCCGGAAAAACCACCCCCAAACCCCUCCCUCCCGGAACACAUGCCCUCCUCCCCCUCCUACGACCCGACCAUCGCCGCCGAAAUCGACCGCAUGCGCUCCGUCCUGAACCCCUCUUCCACCGAGCGCUACGUCGACGCCAUCGCCAACCACCUCAACAAACCCACCGGCCUAGACAUCAAAGCCACCGCGCCAGAGAAACCAGCAGACCUGCACUUCUUCCCUUUCAUCCCGGCGCCGCAGGCCGAGGCCGUGCCCAUGGCCAUGUGUUCGCGGAAACCGUAUGCGAACGUGAACAACGAGAGUGUGUUCGUGCCGCAGAACGAGGCGUUUUUAUCAUUGAUCCGGAACGCGGAGAGGAGUGUUUUCAUCCAGACGCCGGAUUUGAAUGCAAAGCCUUUGCUACCGGCGUUGAUUAGUGCGGUGAAGAGGGGUGUGGAGGUGACUUAUUAUGUUUGUUUGGGAUACAACGACGGCGGCGAACUCCUCCCAGGCCAAGGCGGCACGAACGAGAUGAACGCCAACCAUCUCUACUCGCAACUCGACGAGGACGAGAAGAAGCUUCUCAACGUCUUCUUUUACGUCGCCGCGGAUCAGGACCACCCGAUCCAUAAUAGUUUCAAGCAGAGGAGUUGUCACAUCAAGCUGAUGAUUGUCGAUGAAAGCGUAGCAAUCCAAGGCUCCGGAAACCAAGACACUCAAUCCUGGUUCCAUAGCCAAGAAGUCAACGUGAUGAUCGACUCGCCCAUCGUCUGCAAAGCCUGGCGCGAAGGCAUCGAGCGGAACCAGAACACCGCCGCGUACGGGCGCGUGAAGGAAGACGGUUGCUGGUACGACGCGCAGGGCAAGCUGGCGGCGGGGAGUUAUGGAAACGAUGCUGGUAAAUUUGCCUGGGCGAAAGGGAUUGUGGGGACGGUUCAGAAGGCUAAGGGUGUGUGA
This is a messenger RNA of Zasmidium cellare ATCC 36951, 1884 nucleotides long. RefSeq lists its product as uncharacterized. The record is from RefSeq and is a predicted model, not a curated record. Gene Ontology annotation, molecular function: catalytic activity. The transcript has 6 exons. The coding region runs from base 1 to 1884 and encodes 627 amino acids. NCBI's taxonomy places the organism in Eukaryota, Fungi, Ascomycota, Dothideomycetes, Mycosphaerellales, Mycosphaerellaceae.